Cladocopium goreaui is the source of this 582-nucleotide messenger RNA. Lineage: Eukaryota; Dinophyceae; Suessiales; Symbiodiniaceae. The record is from the annotation of a GenBank genome assembly.
AUGGCCUGUGAUUGCAAGUGUGGGCAGGUGCUGCAGGCGGAGCUGACCGAGCUCAAGCAGCGACGACAAGAGCUGCGCGAGGCCUUCAAAGCCAACAAAGCACACAUGAAGGCCGCGCAGAAGCGAAAAGACCAAGCUGGUCAAGGCAGCUCGUCAACUUUCGGUGUCGGACUUGCAGAACUUGCUCGGAUCGAUGACGGCCGAGCGCACAGAGUGAGUGAAAACAAGAAAAGCUGUGCAGGUGCCUGCAGUUGGCACACCUUUUACGGGUAUUAUGUACAAACAAAUGACAUAUACCAUAGAAAAUUGUAUACAGAACGAUUAAGUAACCGUGUAGCGCCUCUGCUCCAGCUCCCUCAUGAAGUCUCUCAGCCAACGAGCCCUCUUGAGAGAUAUGCCAAUGGUCUUUCGGUAAUAAUCCAAUUCGUAACCAAUGAAAGGAAUCUCCAGUCCCCCUUUGAACUUGUGGUAUCCAAAGGGGGUGCCCACAAUCUUAUAGGUGGUAAUUAUCAUCCACAACCAAAGAAAUUUGUCAGGCCCCCAAACCAAAAUCUGCAGGUACAUAAACAAUCUGCAAGUUAG